CCAGGCGCCGUCCCGUUUCCGAGGGCCGGGCCCGCCCUGAGAGGAGGCGUUUCGCAUCGAGCGAGAGGUGUGGAAAGAGCGUGGUCCAGACUGCGAGAGGGACAUGUCCCAUGGUGGAUCUACUUUUUGUUGAUGCCCGUGCCCCGUGGAGGAUAUUUGAAGAUUGAAUUCAUGAUGAUUGUAGGAGUGUUCACUGCGUGGUGAACGAGUAGUGAUUCUGGCUCAAGAUGUUGACCAAGUUGCGGAAGAAAGCCUUGUCAGCAUGCCAAGGCGCAAAGCUUCUGACAGCCAUUUUUGUCCAUAGCACCUGGACCUGCCUGUCCUUCUUGCUGGCCCUGCUCCGGUCAGCCUUUGGCGCUACGGAGCAAUGCAGUGGCGUGGAAUUUCUGGAAGGAUGGGUGUCCCAUGCGCGGACGCAUGAAGCAUCCCAUGCCUUCCGUUACGACGUACGAAUGGCCCUGGUCGAUUUGGACCAUCCGCCCCACUGGUGGGCCUUGGAACCCAUUCAGCGUCUCACGGCAGAGGAGGCUCGGACCGCCGCAGGGACCACAGGCUCGGUGAAGCUCCUCACCACGCCGGCGGCAGCGGAGUAUCAUCAAAAUCCGAUUCAAAUCUACUUCUGCGAAGAUCAGGGUGAAUACAAGCGUGGAGUGUGUGAAGUGACCAAUACGCCGUGGAACCAUCAUGUGUUCUUUGUCUUUGACCUCAAGGGCGAUGAGCGGCCCAAGCCUCUGCACGUCUCCCCGCUGAUGGACAUCAAGCAUCGCUGGCACCUGAAAGCCUCAGCUCCUUCGAGCAAUCCCUUGGAAGUCUUUGUGGAUGUUUUGCCUGGCUUAGACCGCAGCUCCAGCAAGCCGCUUUUUCGGGCACAUUUGCAGCUCCAGCCUAGCAGCUUCUUACGAGCUCGAGCGGAGCAUGCAGGCUCCUUGCAGAUGCUGUGGCGCUACGGUUUUCAACCUCAACGCACUGCUUUGCGGAUUUAUUGGAAUGCCGUGAAGCUUCUUCGAAAAGGUGUUCGCUUCCGAUCACAUCCAGCACCUGGUUUCAAAGAAGAGGUGCUGGAGGCCACGCAACGCUUUCAUGACCACGAGACGACGACACCGCGGUCGGCACCUUCAGCGCCCUGGUGGCGCGACAACCAAGCCUUUCCCUGGAAACCCUGAGCCCCGCCUCGAGCCUCGCCGCACCGCCACGCUGGGCCACGACGCCGCUGAAGGACCGAGGCGAACAUCUUCCGCUCAGAUCCUACGCCGAACGUCUCUUCUCCACAUGAAGGACGAUGGAUGACGUCCCUGAGUCUUUUUCUUGCAAGCGCAUGGUGCAUGCACAAUGAAGAAUUCCACUGAAAUUGGAUGUGAAUGGCAUGGCACCAUUUUUUCGCAUUUGCCAAUCCAGUUUGGAAUGACUUCUCUUUGGAAGAGCGGAGAGUCUUCCAUCUGCAGCCUCAUCGGCAGCCUCCCUGCAUCGAAUCAGCGCGUCCGAUCGGUGCAGCAAAAAGCAGCGUCGUCCG
This is a messenger RNA of Durusdinium trenchii, 1510 nucleotides long. NCBI's taxonomy places the organism in Eukaryota, Dinophyceae, Suessiales, Symbiodiniaceae. The record is from the annotation of a GenBank genome assembly.